Messenger RNA from Striga hermonthica, 5916 nucleotides. The record is from the annotation of a GenBank genome assembly. Lineage: Eukaryota; Viridiplantae; Streptophyta; Magnoliopsida; Lamiales; Orobanchaceae.
AUGUUUUCCAUUGCAGCUAUUAAUGAUACAGAAUCUCGGAAUCAGUGGCAGCCGUUAGCCCCAACCAAAGAAGCUCAGGAGUUUCAUCUAUCGCAGUUGUAUCAUGACGGACUCUUGAGUUUACAAUCCAAAGACUACAAAAAAGCUCGUGAACUAUUAGAGUUGGUGUUAAAAGAUCCAUUAGUGUCAAAUGCUCAGGUGGAAAAUAGUGCAAGUGAUGGUCAUAUUUUACAGCUCAGAUUUUUGGCGCUAAAAAACCUAGCAACUGUUUUUCUCCAGCAAGGUCGUUCCUGUUAUGACAACGCUUUAUGUUGCUAUCUUCAAGCUGUAGAGAUUGAUGACAGAGAUUCUGUUGUCUGGAACCAAUUAGGAACCCUAUCUUGUUCCAUGGGUUCAUUAAGCAUCUCCCGUUGGGCUUUUGAGCAAGGCCUAAUUUGCAGCCCUAGUAACUGGAAUUGCAUGGAGAAACUCUUGGAAGUCCUUAUUGCAAUUGGUGAUGAGGUCGCCUGUCUUUCUGUUGCAAAACUUAUAUUAAGGCACUGGCCAUCUCAUUCUCGGGCAUUGCAUGUCAAGAAUACUAUUGAGGACUCGGAACCAAUUCCUUUCACUCCAAGGGGCAUAGAUAAACUAGAACCAAAACAUAUACGCCUAAAAUUUCCAGAAAAGAGAAAAGCUACUGAUAAGGACUUGGAAAUGACCACAGCAUCUAAAAGGAUGAAGCAAAACAUUGAGAUUCAUCUUUCAGAAGCCUCCUGGAUAGCUCUUGUUGGUGAAUUAGUGGACAUUUUGAAUUCAUCACCUACAUCUGGGGAUGUUAGACUAACCAUACAGUUGCCUUCAUCUGCUGUAAUUGGUUCUAUUGAAAAUAAAGGAUUUGUCCUGCCAGAAGGUGCAGCAAGGCCUUUCAGUAAUUCCGAACCUGUAAAUGAGAAGGAAGGAACCUUAUUUGAUGAGCAACCUCAAGAGAGACGAAGCAGUCGUCUCGAAAGGCUCAGGAGCCGCAAACCAGGUAAAGACGAUUCUGAUUUUUCCACCAGUAAGGAUCUUGCUAAAGUUGUGAAACAAUUUCUGGUGCCUUAUUUAAUGGAGGGAACCCGACCUGCAAAUUGCCCCAGCAAUUCUGAUCCUUCUUUUCAUAGUGCUGAAGUAUUGAGUAAUUCAGUGGACUCUGAAUCUCCUGAUGUCAUUGAAUUUGUCCAGAAUACUUCCAAUAAUUUUGGUGCUUACCACAUGGGUCACUUGCUCUUAGAGAAAAUUGCAAAUAGACGCAUUUCGUAUCAGUAUAGUAUAACAAAAGUUUUGGACUUAGAGAAGGUUACAAGGCACUGGGGAUUGGAACGAAGUCCUGAGUGUAGUCUUUUUCUUGCGGAGCUGUAUUAUGAUAAUGGGUUACAGCCUUCUGAAACAUUGACGAGCAACUUCAUAUCAGAAGCAUCCUAUCAUCUUUGUAAGAUUGUGGAAUCUGUAGCUCUGGAAUAUCCAUUUCAUAUCACUGGAGUGAACGGGAAGAUUGACUAUUCAGUGAGGGAUGUCUCGGAGAAUGACCAACAAGACAACUCGUCCUAUUUAAAUAACAAGAACUGGUUCUGGAUACGAUUUUUCUGGUUAAGUGCACGGCUGUCUCUUUUGGAAGGUGAUAAAGUGAAAGCUCAAAAAGAACUUUCUAUCGUGUUGGCCCUCUUCACAGGCAAGGAUAAGGUGAACAGCCCACGUGGUUCUAUUUGCUUGCCACACUGUAAAAUAACUAAAGAACUGACUGUUGAUAGGGUCCUUCAUGCAUUAAAUCUAAUUGACAUUGAUUACUUGUUGAAGAACUCUAUCAGUGGAAUGCUUGAGAAAAGCAUGCAUGCAGAAUGUAUUAAGAUGCUUGCUCCUUGUUUAUUAUCGGCAAAGGAUGUUCAUGUCGAAGUGUUAUGUGAUUGGGGUCGUGAAGAUAAAGGAAACAAUUCAGUUGAGUUAUCUGCAUUAGAUGUUCUGAUCAGAUCGUGUGAAGUGGCUGAACCAAUGGAUAUUGACAUCUACUUGAAUUGUCAUAGAAGGAAACUCAGUUUACUUUUAGCUGGAGCUGUUUUAGAGAGCAAGUCUCCUCAAAACACACCAGGUUUAAAUACUUCUUCGGAAAGUCAGCCAAAAGAAAGCCUCUGGAAGCAUUAUAAUCAUUUAGUUGCUGAAGAGGUGAAGGCUAUUUCUCGGUCUGCAUCACAAAUAAAGGGCAUUAUCAACUCCAGUGAGAAUUCUAAAAAAGUUCCCCUAGCGGUCAUUGGUGAUAUCCAGUCUUUACUGCUAACCUAUAUGUGCAAUGUUGCUAAUUCAUGCUUCUCUAAAAAGUCAUCUGGGAUUGGUGUUCUGGAGUCAAUUGAGCAACCAGAGCAAUGCUGCUUUGUGGAGGCUGCUAUUGCGUUCUUCAAACUAGAGCACCUGGACAUUAAUGUCACGAUCAAAUCUCUAGCGGAGUUGCUUGUUGCAAUUCAUGAUAUGCUUGCCGAGUUUGGGGUCUGUUGUGCUCGGGCAAAUUGUGAAGAACAAGAUGGGACAUUCUUGAAACUUGCAAUUAAGCAUCUUUUGGCCUUAGACAUGAAGCUGAAGUCUACUAACUCUCUGUAUAAGGGUGAACAAGCCAAGUUUGAUCGACAGACUUCCAAAAAUGUUCAGCUUAAAACAGAAUCACGUUUGGUUAUGUCUGAUACGGAAGUGGGCAAAAUUCACAAGGAUGAAAGCAAAUCGGCAGAGAAAAAUGUUUCCCGAAGUACGUGUGCUGAAAAAUUUUCUUCUGUUUUAGAGAAGGAACAAAUAGACGUGAAGUAUGACAGUGAUGUUGGCUAUGUGCCUGACAGCAUGUCCAGUGACGAAGAAACAGAAAAUAGUCAAAAUAUAGCGUGUGGAAAUGAGCUAAAUGAUGAUGAAAAAGAGGAGCUUGAGCUCAUCAUCGAUAAUGCAUUAGAUCAAUGUUUUUACUGUCUGUAUGGUUUGAAUCUGAGAUUAGAUUCAUCUACUGAAGAGGAAUUAGUGAAACAUAAAAACACAAGCCAAGGAGAUUACCAGACUAAAGAACAGUGUGCAGACGUGUUUCAGUAUAUACUUCCAUAUGCAAGAGCUUCAUCAAAAACUGGGAUGGUUAAACUUAGGAGGGUGCUGAGAGCCAUACGCAAACACUUUCCUAAACCGCCUGACAGGGAUUUAGCUGGAAAUCCAAUUGAAAAAUUCUUAGAUAAUCCUGAAUUAUGUGAAGAUAAACUCUCAGAGGAGGCUGGGUCUGAAGGAUUUUUGAGUACCAUGAGGAAGAUUGUGUUUUCAGAGGAUGAACCCCCCAAACAUCAAAACUCGUCGUCACUGGAAAUCUCGGACCCAUUCCUGGAAGUUUAUCAGAAUUUGUAUUAUCUUCUUGCACAGUCCGAAGAACUUAGCGCCACUGAUAAAUGGGCUGGUUUCGUUCUAACUAAGGAAGGGGAAGAAUUUGUAGAUAAUAAUGCAAAUCUCUUCAAAUAUGAUUUGAUAUAUAAUCCUCUCCGUUUUGAAAGUUGGCAGAGGCUUGCAAAUAUAUAUGAUGAGGAGGUGGACUUGCUGCUUAAUGAUGGCAGUAAACAAGUAAAUGUAUCUGGAUGGAGGAAAAGUGUUUCUCUACCUCACAGAGUUGAAUCAAGCCGUAGAAGGAGCAGACGAUGCUUAUUGAUGACUUUAGCUUUGGCAAAGACAGCAACUCAACAGGGUGAGAUACACGAGCUUUUGGCAUUAGUUUAUUAUGAUGGUCUUCAGAAUGUGGUACCAUUUUAUGAUCAGAGGUCUGUCGUGCCCCUAAAAGAUGCAGCAUGGAAGGUGUUUUGCCAGAAUUCUAUGAGCCACUUCAACAAAGCCUUAAAACACAAGGAGGAUUGGUCUCAUGCAUUUUAUAUGGGUAAACUCUCUGAGAAACUUGGAUACCCUGAUGAUACAUCAUUCUCAUACUAUGCUCAGGCUAUCAUCAUGAACCCGUCAGCUGUAGAUCCAUUCUACAGGAUGCAUGCAUCUCGGCUGAAGUUACUCUGCAAAUGCAGGACGCAAAAUGAAGAGGCUCUAAAGGUUGUUGCAGCACAUUCGUUUGCUCAGUCCACAAAAGAUACCGUCACAAAUUUGUUGAGUGGACUUGGUUGUGAAACUCCAGAGACAUUAACGAAUAUCAAGGAUGGUUUACCCAAUAACAACUCUGGCGUGAUAGCCUUAACCAAAUUUGAGAAGGCAUGGAAUAUUCUUUACAGUGAUUGCCUUUCUGCCUUAGAGACGUGUGUGGAAGGAGACCUUAAGCAUUUUCACAAAGCCAGGUAUAUGCUUGCUCAAGGGUAUUACAGGAGAGGUGGUACUGGGGAUCUUGAGAAAGCAAAGGAGGAACUCUCUUUUUGCUUUAAGUCAUCUCGUUCGUUGUUUACGAUCAAUAUGUGGGAGAUUGACAGUAUGGUCAAGAAAGGAAGACGCAAGACUCCAGGUCCUUGUCACAGGCGAUCUCUUGAAGUCAACUUAGCAGAAAGUUCUCGUAAAUUUAUAACUUGCAUCAGGAAAUACAUCUUGUUCUACUUGAAGUUACUGGAGGAGACUGGAGAUAACACUACCCUUGAACGGGCUUAUAUCUGUCUUAAGGCAGAUAAACGGUUCUCUUUGUGCCUUGAAGAUCUUCUGCCAGCGGCUAUUGGGAGGUAUAUUAAGGCCUUAAUUACGUCCAUAUGUCAAGCCAGUAGUGGCUCUUAUACUGCUACAGACCAAGUUGAGCAUUUGCUGGAGAAACUAUUCAACUUGUUCUUGGAGCAGGUGAACUUGUGGUCAGAUAUUUGCAAUUUGCCUGAGCUCAAAAGCCCAGAACUGACUGAAAGCAGCCUCUAUGGAUAUAUCAAUCAGUAUAUUCAGCUAUUAGAGAGAAACAUCAAAUUCGAAACACUUGAAGGAAUAAAUGAGAAGAUCCGUAAGCGUUUGAAGAAUCCAAAAUUGUCUAAUAGCAACCUUUCCAAAGUGUACAAGCAUGUUUCUGCAGCCUGGUGUAGAUCACUUGUCAUCAGUAUGGUCUUAAUAACACCGUUGCACUCAAGAAUUUCGACCGAGAUUCAUGGUAUGGACUCGUCGGGUGGUGGGCCGGAAAUCGAACAGCUUCUAUGUGUUGAUCUCCAGCCUGAGGAAUUGUGGAGUUCGGCUUUUGAAGAUCUAAAUCAUCUCAAGACUCUUGAAAAUAAAUGGAACCCUUCACUGUCUAAGAUAAAGAAUGUCAUAAUCAAGAGAGUCUCAGAUGAGGAUUUGGAAACUGCAGCCACACUGCUCAAAUCUUCUUAUAAUUUCUACAAGGACACAUCCUGUUCACUGCUUCCUUCUGGCGUAAAUCUUUAUAUUGUACCAGUUCAGCUUGGGACUGAGACUUAUAUCCAGCCUGGCAUUGAGGGGAUCGACAUACUGGACAUGAAUACUUCACGGAAGCUCCUUUUGUGGGCUUAUUCGCUAUUCCACGGUCAUUAUGUGAGUAUCUCCCAUGUUAUCAAGCACUGUGAAGAAAAUGUGAGGUUAAGGAUUAGGAAGGGAACAGGAGGUACGUCCACUCCUUCAAAUGCACAAACACCAACUACCGCCGCUUCUCAAAUUGGUGGUGGAACCAAAGACGGUACUGUCAAAACCAGCGAGGCAGAAACUGUUACACUUACACCUCCUUCAUUGCCUGAAACACAAGGCACCCUUAAACUGGAAACUUUGCCAGAGACCUCGAAGAACACACAAAGAGAACCGUCCACUUUGCCAGAGAAUGACAAUACACAAAAUUCGUUACAGGAUUGUGUGGCAGAGACAAAGGGAAAUGGAAACACAGCUAAGAUGCCGUCAGCAUCAUUAUCUCCAUUUGGGGAGACAAAUAACAGCAUGGAAAGUGUGUUGCCAACGAUUGAUGAUGAUGAUGAAGCCAGUGUAGUUUAA